AUGUCAGCUUUCAAAAACACAUUUUGCUUCAAAGACCUUUCCUUGAUAUUUAUUUUUAUCUCAAUUUUUUUCAUUACUCUCAAUUACCAUUCUUCCAUCCUCCACCAAUUAACCUCUUUCUCCUCCGCCUUCGCCACCGCCACCACCACUAUCACAAAUAUAUCUUCGACCACCACCACCGUCAACCACCUUGUGUUCUCAAUUGCUUCUUCCUCUAAAACCUUUUCGAAACGCAAAGAAUUCAUCCGUUUAUGGCACAAACCUAAUUUUACAAAAACUUACGUCUUUCUAGACCAUCCUUUGUCAGAAAAUUAUAAAUCUCCGAAAAAUUCUGAUCUACCAUCGAUUCUUAUUUAUGAAAACAUGUCUCGCUUCCCAUAUACACAUCGUGCGGGUGCACGUUAUGCCCUUGGCCUAACGUACAUGAUUAAACAAGUGGUCGCGCGUAACGAUUCUAACGUGCGAUGGUACAUUUUUGGAGACGAUGAUACGAUUUUUUUUGUGGAUAAUUUAGUGAAGAUGUUGGAAAAAUAUGAUCAUAAUGAAUGGUAUUAUAUAGGGUCUAAUUCAGAGAGUUACGUUCAAAAUAAUUAUUUUUCUUUUGAUAUGGCAUUUGGUGGUGGUGGAUAUGCAAUAAGUCGACCUUUGGCUAUGGUUUUAGCUAGGGUUUUGGAUUCUUGUUUGAUGAGAUAUCCAAGUCUCUAUGGAAGUGAUGCUAGGAUUUUCUCUUGUUUGGCUGAGCUUGGAGUGAGUUUAACACAUGAACCUGGUUUUCAUCAAGAUGAUUUAUGGGGAAAUUUAUUUGGAUUGCUUUCAUCACAUCCAUUAUCACCAUUACUAUCACUUCAUCAUAUAGAAGAUGUACAAUCAAUGUUCCCUAACAUGACCAAAAUUCAAGCUCUACAGCAUUUCUUCAAAGCUGCUAAUGUUGAUCCUGCAAGAAUAUCACAGCAAACUAUUUGUUACGAUCGAAAAAAUUCAUUAUCUAUCGCAGUGGCAUGGGGUUACGCGAUACAAGUAUACGAGGGCAACAUUAAAGUCCCUGAGCUUAUAACAGUUUUAAGAUCGUUUGAUUCGUGGGAUAAAGAUAAGAAAAAACCAUAUUUUAUGUUUAAGACAAAGGUGGAAUCUAGGGGACCUUGCAAGAAAAUGGUUGCAUUUUUGGAUAGUGUUGAUUCAAAUGGAGAUAAAGUUUGGAGUAAUUAUACAAGGCAUAGAGUUGUGGGAAAAACUUGCACAAAAGAUGGCAAUAAAGUAAUCAAGAAUUUGGAAGAGAUUAGAGUCCACUCUAGGAAGUUGGAUACUAAUACUAGACAGGUUAGGGCGCCACGUCGUCAGUGUUGUGACAUAUCAUUAUCGUCCAAGAAAUCUAUGGAUAUUCAAAUCAGACCAUGUGGGAUUGAUGAGUUAAUUACAAUGUCUCCCUAAAUUUUAUAAUUUGUUUAUAAACUCUUCUUUU
This is a messenger RNA of Solanum stenotomum, 1459 nucleotides long. RefSeq lists its product as uncharacterized. Gene Ontology annotation, molecular function: acetylglucosaminyltransferase activity. Lineage: Eukaryota; Viridiplantae; Streptophyta; Magnoliopsida; Solanales; Solanaceae. The coding region runs from base 1 to 1428 and encodes 475 amino acids. The record is from RefSeq and is a predicted model, not a curated record. The transcript has 3 exons.